This is a messenger RNA of Phytophthora nicotianae INRA-310, 1626 nucleotides long. RefSeq lists its product as hypothetical. The record is from RefSeq and is a predicted model, not a curated record. The coding region runs from base 1 to 1521 and encodes 506 amino acids. The transcript has 6 exons. NCBI's taxonomy places the organism in Eukaryota, Oomycota, Peronosporomycetes, Peronosporales, Peronosporaceae.
AUGAAUUACUGCCGCCGCCAGGGAUGGCUGGAAUUCGGCCCACUUCCCCCUGCUGCGCAAGCUGAACUGACGGAGCCAGCGACGGCUGCUUCGAAGCCCGCGCCGAAGCCAAGAGCUGCAGCAAAAUCUACUCAGGUCCCACUAGAGUCAGCUGCAGCAGCGGUUCCCAGGCCGCCUUGCGCUGAAGCCAAGCCUUCAUCUCCUGUCACCACUGUCGCCACGACCUCUGUCUCCAAGAAGCCGGCCACCAAGCCGGCCGCUAAGAAGCCAUCCGCCAAGAGGUGUGCAUCAAAAAGACCUGCAACUGCAAGUAGUGGCAGCGAGCCAGCCCGCCGAAAGCGAGCCGCUGUUGGCAAAACCAAACCCACGACAGCGCAGGAUUCGGCCGCAGCUGCAGUACCGGAUAGGACCGGCGCUGUUCCGGAUCUUACGGAUAUCGCUAGGACACGAGUGACGACAACUAGUGCUGAGGAUGCCACCGGUGGCGGUACAACUGCUGGACGAUCGCUGCUUGAUGCGUUCGAUUCGGACGACUUCUUGGAUGCUCUUCGUGAAGAUCGUUUGUUUGGCCCUCUGGAAUCGGACGAUUUGAAUUCAGACCCCGAAAGUGUAGAAGAAGACACGGAGGUUUCGGUGGAAGAAGUGGACGAAGAGCCGGUCACGUUCGAGCUCGGUGCUGUGGAUGCUGCUCCGCUUUACGAUGGACCAAGCGGCCCGACUAAAGCUGUUUUGGCUUAUGCCGAAAACCCGUUGGCAAUCUUCUACUUCUUCCUCCCCAAAGACCUGUGGCGUCGUAUUGCUGCUGAAACGAACAAGUAUCGCCUCGAUAGUGUUGACGAAGUCGCUCAAGGCAUGCGCCAACGUGCUCUUGACAAGCGGUUGACGACCCCGUCCACGACGGUUCUGUCUGUAGAGGACGACGGGGUGUUCCACGCAGCUAGCCGACGUGAACCGGGUGGUGCAGUCUCGAGGGUGCCGUGCCCUCAACUUGUGAAGGACUAUCAUGAGGCCAUGGGCGGAGUUGAUGUCCAUGACCAGCUCCGCCUACAGCGCUAUUCAAUUCAGCGCUCAAUCCGGAUGCGCAAGUAUUACAAGACGCUGUUCAGCAGUCUCGUUGACAUAGCCAUGGUCAACGCGUUCAUUGUCCACAAGUUGGCACUGCGCAAGCUACAAAAACCUGUGCCGACGCACGCAGUCUUCAUGCGCCGCCUUCACGCCGAUCCUCUCGUGCAAACAAGCGAAAAUUUUGCGGGCAACAACGACCUGGAAGAGCUUGUCACCCAACCGCUUCCGCGCGCGCCGCACACCCUUCAGAAGCUCGAAGAAAAAAACAAGGCAAAGGCGAAGAAUCGGCAGUGGCUCUGCAAGGUGUGCUCGGCGUUCGCAGGUCUUGGGGUGCGCAGUUUUGAGACCAGCUACUUCUAUGCGACCUGCACACGCUCAAAGAGGGGCAGAGUGUCGCUGUGCAAUAAGGCACGACGUCUGGACCACGGUAGCAGUCUCACCUGCGAUCAGAUCUAGCAUCAAACGUGGCGGAAUGGGACCGCGAUUCCUCCCGAGUACCAGGACAAGAUCCGAUUCAUCGAGAAGCGUAGGCCUGAAGUGUGUGAUACCGAUAGUGAGUCC